Molecule: messenger RNA, 1948 nt
Organism: Maniola jurtina (meadow brown)
Lineage: Eukaryota; Metazoa; Arthropoda; Insecta; Lepidoptera; Nymphalidae
Exons: 10
Coding region: 258-1844 (528 amino acids)
Biological process (GO): mitophagy by internal vacuole formation; mitochondrial protein catabolic process
Cellular component (GO): mitochondrial outer membrane
Source: RefSeq, a predicted model, not a curated record
GCGGUGCAUACACGACUCAUGAGUCGAUAACCUCUUGUGUUGAAUUUCUACGAGUUUGUAGUUUGUGAAUGAAAACUGUAGUGUAUUUGACGAUAAUAAACUUUUGUGCUUGUAGAAAUUGUGUUUGAUUUUUGUGUGUGUGCUCCUGGACUCUGUUUACACGGAUUUUUUUUUAAAUUGGAAAAUAAAAUUUCAAGCUCCACAUCACCUCCCCAUCAUCAGAAUAAUGGGCUAGAAAUACAAAAGAUUCAGCCAGAAUGAACGAAAGCAGAGAGAGAAUACGACGGGAGAGGGAAAGAGAGAAGAACACGUACACCUCUCCCCGUCUAGCAUUACGUCGAGUGUUGCUAUUGGCUGAGGGCAGGCAGUUCCGAGAAGCGGCGGCCAUUUUGUCGAGGCUGGGACCCGGGGUACUGCACAGCGUUGCUUCGGAACUGCCGAUAGAUUUGCUGAUAGAAGCGUUGCCACAUUCUGCGCAUCUCAUUGAAACUCUUUUGAACAGGUUAAUAUCACUAGAGAUCACACCUCGCCCGGAGUUACAAUGCGAAGCGGUGGCGUGGAGACUGGUGGGGCUACUCGGAGGCGAGCAGGGCUCUGGUCUGAGGCCCAGGACCUCUCGGCUGGCCAACGCGUUGCUACACUACAGCCCUGAGGCGAGAGAUGCUGUGGAUAACAGACGGAGGCAGCUGGAUGCUGCUGUACAAGGUCUCGGCACUCAUGGCCUGACGGCAGACUCGUCAGGGACGCUCAUCUCCCUGCACGUGGCCAUGAAGAACGAGCUCCAGCGGCACGUGGAGGUGUACAAGCAGGCGCUGCAUAAGCUGGAGGAGCUGUCACCCGUGACAGUCAACCAAGACCCAGCAUCCUCAUCCCACCAGCGGCUCCUGGCGCUAUCACACGCUGACGUCGAACGGCGUCUUAUCGACAACAAGGGUCUCCUCACUAUUGUCGAUAAGCCAGCGUUGAGGCAGCUGCCAACACUGGUCGCGUCGUUGGCCGCUAGAGUAGAGAGCGACAAGGCCGUGCUGGCGUGCGUUGGGCAGAUCAAGAGGAGUGACCCAACGUUGGACUUGAGUGAUACCAGGCCAGUGGCUGGUGUGCUCAUGAGCUACUCGCGUGGCUGUGCGGCGGUGUUGUCGCAGAUGAACGAGGCUCCGAUAGUAGUGGAGACUACUCCUCGAUCGCCCACCGACUCCGCCAGCGACGGCUACCAUUCAGACAGCGAUGACUCUCAUCAACACCCAGACAGAAGCAAGUUGGUGUCUCAAUACGCGGCAGUGUGGUCACGAGCCGCGGACGAGGUGUUGCCAGCGUUGGCCGCCUUAGACCAACUGAAGCCAACGCCCAAUCUCAAAUAUAAGAUAGUCUUCUCUAUUGUUGUCUUAUCCUUCCGAGCAGCUAUCAGUCUACGAGACAAGCGGCUGAACGAAGUAAAGUCUCUAUUGGGAUGCGACUCGGACGACACGCCUGGUGCCUCAGGCUUUGUGGCCGCGGCUAUGAGGCUGCUCCGGAACACUGCGCACACUUUCCCACUGGGGGACGCCGAGAGGACUGUUGUUAACCAGGUAGUGAGUACCCUGCGCGAGUACCCGUGCCUGGCGUCGUGCGCAGCUCUGCACGCCCUGGUGGCGUCCGCGUGCCGCGCCGCCUGGGCGCUCAGUCUGCACUCACCUCCUCUGCGCAUUGAUACCGACUUCACACCUGUGGUAAUGAACCCAGAGAAGCACGUGCGAUACUCGCUGGGCGACUCCCGCGAGCGGCGCUCCGACCUCAUCAAGUCCUUCGUGUGGCCGGCGCUCAUGGACGGCAACCGAUGCGUCUUCAGGGCUGUAGUGCUCACCUGAACUGACUCUAGGGAGGUCAUCCACGCCGACUUGACAUCGGCGCCAAGUUGCCAGCCUAUCAAUAUUCUACAGGAUAUAUCGAUCUGGUUCAAAUCUUUCGUACU